AUGGCAGCCCUGCACACGGUGCCCGGCGCCCCGGCCGCCCAGCCGGAGCGGGCGGAGGACGGGUCCGAGUGCAGCCCUGAGCAGGAGGAAGAGGAGAGGGGGGAAGAGGCGGAAGAGACAGACGAGGAGGAGGAGGAGGAGGAAGAAGAGGAAGGCCAGGACGUGGUGGAGGAGGCGGCAGCCACCGGGCUGCGGGCGGGGCACGGAGAGCCCAUGGAGCAGGUGGAGGAGGAGGAGGAGGCAGAGGAGUGGAGUCCGGCGCUGGGAACCCAGGCGCGUCUGAGCCAUGGCGGUGCCGCGUCCCCAGUUCUUCAGGAGCAGGCUCUGCAGGCCUCCGAGGUUCCAGCCGUGCUUGGGGAGGAGGAUCUGGAGGAAGAGGAGGAAGAGGAGGAGGACGAGGAGGACGAGGAGGGGGAUUUCCUCACAGCUGGGUCUCAGGGGCUGGUGACCUUUGAGGACGUGGCUGUGUACUUCUCGCUGGAGGAGUGGGAGAGGCUGGCGGCCGCGCAGCGGGCCCUGUACAAGGAGGUCAUGCAGGAGAACUACGGCGUCCUGGCGUCCCUGGGGUACCCCAUCCCCAAGCCGGAUCUGAUCUUCCGGCUGGAACAAGGAGAGGAGCCUUGGGUCCCAGACAGCCCCCGGCCCGAGGAGGGAGACAUCGUCACUGGCAUCUAUACAGGAGCCUGGUUCUGGACCGACGACCUGGAUGACCACGAGGAGGACGACGAGGACUUCCUGGCAGAGGUGGCGGAGGAGGAGAGCGAGCCCCCCGGGCUGUGGUCGGCGGCCUAUGGCGUGGGGGACGUGCACGGGACGUGGGGUCCAGAUGACUCGGAUUCGGGGCAGACUCCGGAGGGCUGGGGGCUCGACCCCGGGGGCCUCGGGGCCCUGGCCGAGGGGUCGGAGGUGAAGUCCUUCCUGCCGGGCCAGGAGCCCGGCGUGAGCCUGCUGGCGCCUUGGGCGUUCCCGGCCGACGCGGCCGACCAGGCGGGGCGGCCCGAGACCACGUGCGACGUGUGCGGCAAGGUGUUCCCGCACCGGUCCCGCCUGGCCAAGCACCAGCGCUACCACGCGGCCGUCAAGCCCUUCGGCUGCGACGAGUGCGGCAAGGGCUUCGUGUACCGCUCACACCUGGCCAUCCACCAGCGCACGCACACGGGCGAGAAGCCCUUCCCGUGCCCCGACUGCGGCAAGCGCUUCGUCUACAAGUCGCACCUGGUCACGCACCGGCGCAUCCACACCGGCGAGCGGCCCUACCGCUGCGCCUUCUGUGGGGCGGGCUUCGGCCGCCGCUCCUACCUGGUCACGCACCAGCGCACGCACACGGGCGAGCGGCCCUACCCGUGCCCGCACUGCGGCCGCAGCUUCAGCCAGAGCUCGGCGCUGGCGCGGCACCAGGCGGUGCACACAGCCGACCGGCCGCACUGCUGCCCGGACUGCGGCCAGGCCUUCCGCCUGCGCGCCGACUUCCAGCGCCACCGGCGCGGCGGCGGCUGCUCCGAGCCCGGCGGCGACGGCCCCCGGCGGGAGCCCGGUGACACAGCGCCGGCCGCGGGGCCGGAGGAGGCCGAGGCCGGGCCCGAGGGACCAGAUGCCGGGGAGGCGGAGGCCCAGGCAGAGGCGAGAGACGCGGCUGCGGCUGCCCCGGAGGCGCCCGCCCCGCAGAACGAGGACCCCAGGCCCGCCCGGCGCCUCCCGGAGCUGGGCAACGGCCUGGGCGAGGGCGCAGGCUCCUCGCCGCACCCGCUGGGCUUCCCCUUUCCCGUUCACCCCAAGUCCUGGAUCCAUCCGGACGGUUUCCCGAUGCUGGGCCUCCCCGACUUCAGGGAGCGGCUGCCGGCCGAGGGGCGCCCCCUGUCCGGCCCCCUGGGGGCCCGGCUCUCCCUGGCGGAGGGCGCAGGGCUGGCCAGCGACCCCUUCCGCGCGGGCGGCGGGCCCGGGGGCGGCGGCGCGGGGCUGCGCGCGUUCGGGCCUGGCGCCGGGGCGCUGCUGGCCGAGCCGGCGCCCGCCGCGCUGCCCGAGGAGGAGAGCCCGUGGAUCUGCUCCGACUGCGGCAAGACGUUCGGGCGCCGCGCGGCGCUGGCCAAGCACCAGCGCUACCACGCGGGCGAGCGGCCGCACCGCUGCGCCGACUGCGGCAAGAGCUUCGUGUACGGCUCGCACCUGGCGCGCCACCGGCGCACGCACACGGGCGAGCGGCCCUUCCCGUGCCCCGAGUGCGGCGCCCGCUUCGCCCGCGGCUCGCACCUGGCGGCGCACGUGCGCGGCCACACGGGCGAGAAGCCCUUCGUGUGCGCCGUGUGCGGCGCGGGCUUCAGCCGCCGGGCGCACCUCACGGCGCACGGGCGCGCGCACACCGGGGAGCGGCCCUACGCGUGCGGCGAGUGCGGCCGCCGCUUCGGGCAGAGCGCGGCGCUGACGCGGCACCAGUGGGCGCACGCCGAGGAGAAGCCGCACCGCUGCCCGGACUGCGGCAAGGGCUUCGGCCACAGCUCGGACUUCAAGCGGCACCGGCGCACGCACACGGGCGAGAAGCCCUUCCGCUGCGCCGACUGCGGCCGCGGCUUCGCGCAGCGCUCCAACCUGGCCAAGCACCGGCGCGGCCACACGGGCGAGCGGCCCUUCCCGUGCCCCGAGUGCGGCAAGCGCUUCUCGCAGCGCUCCGUGCUGGUCACGCACCAGCGCACGCACACGGGCGAGCGGCCCUACGCCUGCGCCUGCUGCGGCCGCCGCUUCUCGCAGAGCUCGCACCUGCUCACGCACAUGAAGACGCACCGCAGCGCGGGCGCCGCGCCCGGGCCCGCGCCCAAGGCCAAGGCCGAGGCGCCCGCCAAGGGGCCGCCGGGCGGCGGCGCGGGCGCCCCCGGGGAGCGGGGCGGCGCCCUGCGGGAGUUCGCGGGCGGGACCAGCUUCGGCUCGGAGCCCACGCCGUUCGUGGGGCCCUCGGGCGCCUACCGGGAGGGCGUCCUCUGA
This is a messenger RNA of Pipistrellus nathusii (Nathusius's pipistrelle), 2973 nucleotides long. The record is from the annotation of a GenBank genome assembly. NCBI's taxonomy places the organism in Eukaryota, Metazoa, Chordata, Mammalia, Chiroptera, Vespertilionidae.